GCAGAGGAGAUCACUGUAACAGAGAGGGCAAAGACAGAGCAAGAGUUAUCCUUUUUGGCCAUUCUUGUGACCCUUUUCAGGAAAUCCCUAGUUUCUUGCGCCAGUGAUGCUUCUGCCAUGGAAAUUGGUCACCCUACUAAUGUGCGCCAUCUUGCACAUGUCACCUUUGAUAGGUUUAAUGGUUUCUUGGGUUUGCCUCUUGAGCUUGUACCUCAAGUCCCCACUACACCUCCCAGUGCUAGUGCAACUGUUUUUGGAGUUUCAACGGAAUCCAUGAAACUAUCAUAUGACAGAAGAGGGAACAUUGUACCAACGAUUUUACUACUAAUCCAAGAACACUUGUAUGCUCAAGGAGGAUUACAGGCAGAGGGAAUUUUCAGAAUUAAUGCAGACAAUAGACAAGAGGAAUAUCUUAGGGAUCAAUUAAAUAAAGGAGUGGUCCCAGAAGACAUUGAUGUACAUUGUUUGGCAGGAUUGAUUAAGGCUUGGUUUAGGGAGUUACCAAGAGGUGUUCUGGAUUCUUUAUCUCCAGAGCAGGUAAUGACUUGUCAGACAGAAGAAGAUUGCGCCGAACUGAUGAGUCAGUUACCUCAUACCGAAGCUUCACUUUUGAACUGGACUAUCAAUCUGAUGGCUGAUGUUGUACAAGAGGAGCAUCUGAAUAAGAUGAAUGCACGCAACAUUGCCAUGGUUUUUGCACCAAACAUGACUCGGAUGGCAGACCCUUUGACUGCAUUCAUGUAUGCAGUUCAAGUGAUGAACUUUUUGAAGACACUUGUAUCAAUGACACUGAAGGAAAGGAAUGAUUCUGAUGUAGAAUCAUCACCUGAAUUUUAUAUAGAGCCAUUUGAUGAGAAUGAGGAACAUAGUCAUUGUAACUCCUUCCAGCAAGAUGUUGCAACAGAAAAUGAAAUGCUAAGCAAUGAAGCAAUUUGAGUUGCAUCGAUUCAAGAUCAGAGUGGAUAAGAAGCCUGGAAAUGAAAAAAAAAAAAAACAUCAUUGUGC
Messenger RNA from Medicago truncatula (barrel medic), 1005 nucleotides. Its product is annotated as rho GTPase-activating protein 1. The record is from RefSeq and is a predicted model, not a curated record. Gene Ontology annotation, biological process: signal transduction. The transcript is spliced from 5 exons. Bases 118 to 936 code for a protein of 272 amino acids. Gene Ontology annotation, molecular function: GTPase activator activity. NCBI's taxonomy places the organism in Eukaryota, Viridiplantae, Streptophyta, Magnoliopsida, Fabales, Fabaceae.